Topomyia yanbarensis is the source of this 2070-nucleotide messenger RNA. Its product is annotated as protein I'm not dead yet-like. The transcript is spliced from 10 exons. The record is from RefSeq and is a predicted model, not a curated record. Bases 240 to 1997 code for a protein of 585 amino acids. Gene Ontology annotation, molecular function: succinate transmembrane transporter activity; citrate transmembrane transporter activity. Gene Ontology annotation, cellular component: membrane. Gene Ontology annotation, biological process: monoatomic anion transmembrane transport; citrate transport. Lineage: Eukaryota; Metazoa; Arthropoda; Insecta; Diptera; Culicidae.
CCAACACCUAAAGAAGAUUGAAUAGGUUGAAUUCUCAAAAUCAUGCAAUCAGAACGAUCCUUCUACAAUCGCUAAGCAAUCACUCAGAUAGUGUGCGCUGACUUCCAUCAGGUUACGAUUCAUUAGCCAAGUGUAGCAGCAGUAGCUUGACCGGGAAAGAACACCAACUUUGCUACGCCUCGCGCAUUUCACAAAAAGUCGUUGAUCAGAACAGACGCGAAAAAGGCGAUCGUUGAGCCAUGACGGUUGAAAGUGCGAAUGGAAUAAAAAAACAGGAAGAAAUAGACCCGGUCGUCGACAGUGAUCUAGGAUGUGGUCGUCGGAUUGUGCAGUUUGUGCAAGUUUUCUGGAAAUCGCUAGCAGUUUUGGCAAUUCCAACAGUUGCCGCUUUGAUUUUUGUUGUGAAUGGUUCCCCCGCUUUUCGAUGUUUAUACGUAGUGAUUGUGAUGUCCUUGCUGUGGGUUACGGAAGCUCUUCCACUACCCAUCACGUCGAUGCUUCCGCUCGUACUGUUCCCACUUAUGGGCAUUCUAAGUACUAGUCAAACAUGCAUGGUGUACAUGAAGGAACCAAUUAUUAUGUUCAUUGGCGGGAUCGUUCUCGCUCUGGCGAUAGAAUACUGCAAUCUUCACAAACGCGUGGCGCUGAAAGUGAUAUCAGUUAUUGGUUGCAGUCAACGCCGGUUGCACUUUGGAUUGAUCAUUGUCACCAUGUUCCUGUCCAUGUGGAUCUCAAACACAGCUGCUGUUGCCAUGAUGUGUCCCAUUGUGCAGGCUGUGCUGCAGGAGCUGGAAUCGCAAGGAAUCUGCCAGAUGUAUGAAACAGACGAUUUUGAAAAGGAAAUCGAAAACACAUCGCUCAAAGGCAAAAAACAGGAUGAGCGGAAGAAAGCAUCGCGAACGACGAUUUGCUACUUUUUGGGUACAGCCUAUGCGGCUAGUAUUGGAGGCUGUGGAACAAUUGUCGGUUCGGGAACAAACCUUACAUUCGAAGGAAUCUACGAAAGCCGAUUCCAUAGUGCACCUUCAAUUGAUUUUCCAACUUUUAUGUUUUUCAAUGUGCCACUGAUGCUGUUGAACACGAUUCUUGUGUGGAUCUAUCUGCAGUGGUAUUUCAUGGGGCUCUUCAGGCCAAACAGUGUGCAGGCAAGGGAUUCCAAAAUCGGACAAGAAGGCGAAACUAUUGCUAGACGUGUCAUUGAGUCACGAUAUAAGGAAAUGGGACCAAUGACCUCUCAUGAAAUAAGUGUAGCUUUACUGUUUGUGCUGUCGAUCAUACUGUUCUUCACGAGAAAUCCGGGCUUCGUGCAUGGAUGGGCAGAUCUAUUCCCUGGCGUACAAAUCAAGGACGGCACACCGGCUAUUUUGAUCGUCAUCGCACUGUUUGUAGUGCCUGCUGACUGGCGAUGGUUGAAAUACUUUGGACGGAAAUCAGCUCCCCUGCCCCGAGAGCCAUCGGGUGCACUGAUCACAUGGAAGUACGUCAACCAGAAGGUACACUGGAGCUUGAUCUUUCUGUUAGGGGGAGGAUUUGCGUUAGCCGAAGCUGGUCACGUAUCCGGAAUGUCUGCAUUGCUGGGAAGGUCACUAUCCGGAUUACAAUCACUUCCACCACUAGCGCUUCUAUUCGUCGUUUGUUUGACGGCUCAAACACUAACCGAAUUUACCUCGAAUGUUGCUAUUUGUAACAUUAUCCUACCUGUACUGGCUGAAAUGGCCAUAGUGAUAAAAACGCAUCCGCUCUAUCUCAUGUUACCGGCGGCAAUGUCCUGCAGUUAUGCUUUCCAUAUGCCAGUGGGUACACCGCCAAAUGCGAUUGUGGCUGGAGUGGGACACAUUGCUACUAAGGAUAUGGCGUUGGCGGGAAUUGGUCCUACGGUGAUAACACUAUUGGUGAUGUGGAUCGGAUUUCCUACCUGGGGCGCUAUCGUGUAUCCCGAUGUUAACACCUUUCCAGAAUGGGCUAUGGAAGGAUCGGUCAAUGUUUCUACACAUUGAGGUUGUUGUUUUGUUGAAUCUAUUCACGAUUAGGUAUACUAUUUAUAUGUAAUUAUACUUAACUAUGAUAUUA